AUGCCGUACAAUACCCGUCGCAAGUCGCUCUCCCUCCCAUCGCUAGGCAUCCACCUCCCCAACUCGUCACGUCGUGCUUCCUCCGUUUCAAAAGGCGCUUCUGAAGACCACCCGGCCAAGAAAGUCAAGCGGUCGCAUACUUCAUUAUCGCCCGAGCCAUCUACGGAAAAGGGAUCUAUUGUGCGCGCGGGUCGGCACGGAGCCUUCGAACAUACACCACCCCCCUCGCCGUUAAAUGGUGAUAUUGCGCCAAAGAUUGACACGGAAGGCAUCAACGAUGAUAUUGUGGUCGCCGUGAUCGAUCAGCUGGAGAAGACUGGGAAUCGCCCCCAUCUUGUUAAGGAGCUGGCUGCCGUUCUAGUGUCGCUGAAUGCGACUGUCGCCAAUUCCGCGAAUCCCGCUGCGCUUCUGUCUUCCCGACUAGCAGCGUACAUGAAGCGUCCUUGGACCGCCCUCGCGCCGUGUCCUAUGGCCAAAGAACUUAUUUUAAUCCACCCACGCAAAGUGUAUUACUAUUUGACGACCUUCCCUCGUCAACCUAUCCCGGAAAAUGACGACUUGACAGUCGGCAUUGACGGCAAGCACAUUACUCCUAGCGUCUCAAGUCUGGAUCAAGACGACGAAGAUUUAAUUUCGCGGCAGCGCAGCCCCAGCCCUGAGGUGGAUCUGUCAUCCCCCGACUUUGAAGAGGAGGAGGAUGUCGACUUGCACAAUUCCGCCAACCGGGGUUCUGCUUCAGACCAAUUCCCCGACCCCUCUAGUCACACACGCCUGAUGCACUCGAACCGUGCGGCCUCCCCGCCCCUGGAGGGCGACGAGAAGGAAUUCACUCAGACCGCCAGUGCUGUGCGUGAGCGUGCAUCGGAGGAAAAGGCCAGCCGGGAUCAGUCGGAACGGGGUCUCUCCGUUCUUUCCGAAGGUCUCAGUUCCAUGGAUGAAGAUAUGAGCAUCGAUUCUCCUAUAAAUGGAGGCUCGAUGUCUCCCUCCAUCCACGGUGAAGAGGAGUUUAAUGAUUAUUUCUCACACAUGAACGCUGCCGAUAACGGGGCUCAAGAUCUGGAUGAGGCCGCUGCCGCCACUCUUUUCGGCACCUCGCCUUCGCCUUCUCUUACCUCGAUCGCAUCGUCCGUCUCGUCUGGAACGAGUAUCGUUGAUGACUGCGAGGAAAGGGCUGGCCCUCUUCCAGCUGCUCCUCAGAUCAGCCUUCCCACCGAUCCGGAUGCCGCGCCCGUCUCAACUCUCAAGCGAUCGCUUGACAUGUUGAACAGCGGUUUCCCCGAUGUGGAUUUGAAGAUGUCUGAUCUGACUGAAUCGCACGAGAAGCUCAGCCUUGGUCCCCGCGCCUUUUCCAAAAUGGAGACCGAGACUGUGUUCGCUUCCGAUUCUUGGAGAGAGUUGCAGAACCCGGAGACCGUCGAGGUUGACGAGCUUGAUGAAAUGUUUGGCGAAAUCUAA
Penicillium longicatenatum is the source of this 1455-nucleotide messenger RNA. RefSeq lists its product as uncharacterized. The transcript is spliced from 2 exons. NCBI's taxonomy places the organism in Eukaryota, Fungi, Ascomycota, Eurotiomycetes, Eurotiales, Aspergillaceae. Bases 1 to 1455 code for a protein of 484 amino acids. The record is from RefSeq and is a predicted model, not a curated record.